Molecule: messenger RNA, 3404 nt
Organism: Helianthus annuus (common sunflower)
Lineage: Eukaryota; Viridiplantae; Streptophyta; Magnoliopsida; Asterales; Asteraceae
Product: histone-lysine N-methyltransferase ATX3
Exons: 20
Coding region: 586-3258 (890 amino acids)
Biological process (GO): regulation of transcription by RNA polymerase II
Molecular function (GO): protein binding
Source: RefSeq, a predicted model, not a curated record
AACUUUACGCAACUCGAACAAAUAACAAUUCCUAAUUCUUUUAUCUCCCCCAAACCUCUACAUAUUAUUUCUCUGCUCUUUCGGUUAUCUGUUACACCCAAUUUCAAUUCGUUAAAUCCUUUCAUUUGCCCUAAUUCUUCUUCAAUCCCCUGGUUUUCGCUCUUUCAUUCUCCAUUUAGGGUUUAUUUCAUCGGUUCGCGUCCUCUAUUCAAUCGAUUUGCUGAAUUUUUGCGGCGAAUUUGAUUAAUUACUCCCCAAUUUCAUCGAAUUGGUUCCAGAUUAUCGAUUGUUCAUCGAUUUUUUUCAUCAUUGUUAUCGAAUCAGUCGUUAAUUUUAUCAAUUUGCAGCGGUUGCGACGUUUUCGGAUUCGUUCUGUUUUUGUUUAUGAAUCUAGGUUAAAUUGGACUGAAAUUAGGGUUUUUGUUGAGGUUUUUGGAAUGAAUUUAGGGUUUUUUGUUGAUGAAUUUUGGAAUUGUUGAAGAUUUAGUGAAGGUUUACGAAUCUUGAUAGGUUUACGUUAAAUUGUGGUGGAAUUAGGGUUUGUGGAAUGAGAUUAGGGUUUCUGAUGAAUGAAUUUUGCGAUUGAUGAUGAUUAAACAGAUGGUGAAAUCAGAACGGGUGAAAGUGAAACGGUGUAAGUUAGAGGAGGAUAAUGGAGCUUGUUUUAUUGAGUAUGAUGAUAAUGUUGUCAAUGCUUGGUGUUCGUCUGCGAAUUUGAAGUCGAAUUCGUGUUCGGUUCACCGGGUUAAGUCUUCUCGAGGGCGUGUUUCGGUGUGUCCUUCGCGGUUCAAUGAUUCGGUUGUUGGGUUGUGGAAGAAGGAGGGUGGUAAUGAUAAUGAUGGUUUGAAUAAGCGGAAAAACCCGUUUUUUGACGGGGAGUUGGUUUCGAAGAAACAGACUGUGGAAGUGGAUGUAUGUUUUGUAGAUGCUCCAGUUUCGGUUGAUUACAAUGUGUUUAAUAAUAGUAAUAAGGGGAUCAAGAAUAAGUUUAAGAUAUACCAAGCGAACGAUUUGUUUGGACCGCAGGAUUUUGUUGCAGGUGAUAUUGUUUGGGCGAAAUGCUCGAAGCGGUCUCCUGCUUGGCCUGCUGUUGUGAUUGAUCCUAAACAUGAAGCUCCUGCUUCUGUACAGAAAGCUUUUGUUCCCAACACUGCUUGUGUCAUGUUUUACGGGUAUUCAAGAAAAGGAACGCGGGAUUAUGCAUGGGUGAAGGGUGGAAUGAUUUUUCCAUUUUUGCAGUAUAUGGAAAGAUUUGAGGGACAGACUCAUUUAUUUGGUUGCAAACGAGAUGAUUUACGUAAGGCAAUAGAAGAGGCGUACAGUAUAGAAAACGAGCAUUUGAAUUCUGGGUAUAGAGAUAGGCAAGAACGUUCAAGCGAAUCGGAUCUGGUUGAGAUCCAUGUGGGACCUGCUACAGAUUUUGAUCAUGAGUAUUUCAAUCGUAAGAAGAUGUACUGUGAUGGUUGUAAUCUUUGGGUACAUGCUGAAUGCAAUGAAAUUUCAAGCAAUCACUUCACGGAUCCGGAAAACAAUGAAUAUUGCUGCCCAGAAUGCAAGGGUCAGUUUUCAUUUGACCAAUCGGUUGUAGACGAAAGUCAAUCUAAAGUCAGCAGUUGUACAGAAAGCAAUGACCAGAGUACACUUCCUGACAAAAUAGUUGUCGUCUGUACGGACGUUGAAGGCAUUUACUAUCCAAAUCUUCAUCUAAUUCAGUGCAAGUGUGGUUCAUGUGGGACCAGGAAGCAAACUCCAUCCGAAUGGGAACGGCAUACUGGUUCUAGAGCAAAAAAGUGGAAAGUCAGCAUUAAAGUCAAAGAUUCGAUGUUACCACUAGAAAAAUUGCUUGCAGAUUAUAACAUUGAUUAUUAUGCUAAGGCUGUUUCGAAUCAAUUAGAUGAACAACAACUGUUUUCGUUUAUUCAAGAGAAGUAUGAACCUGUUUAUGCAAAGUGGACAACCGAACGAUGUGCAAUUUGUAGAUGGGAUGAAGAUUAUGAUAUUAACAAAAUCAUCAUCUGCAACAGAUGUCAAAUCGCUGUUCAUCAAGAAUGCUAUGGAGUUAGAGAUAUGAAUGAUUUCACAUCUUGGGUUUGUCGGGUGUGUGAAACACCCGAGGUUGAGCGAGAAUGUUGCCUUUGCCCUGUAAAAGGUGGUGCAUUGAAGCCGACUAAUAUUGAUACGCUGUGGGUCCAUGUAAUAUGUGCGUGGUUUCGACCGGAGGUUGCUUUUCUAAGCGGUGAAAAGAUGGAACCUGCAGUUGGGCUUUUACGGAUUCCACCCGAUUCAUUUGUGAAGAGAUGUGUAAUUUGCAAACAAGUUCAUGGUUCUUGCAUACAAUGUUGCAAAUGUGCCACAUGCUUUCACGCCAUGUGUGCUUCACGGGCUGGCUACUGUGUCGAGUUGCAUUCGUCUGAGAAAGGUGGGACAUAUCAAACCAAAUGGUCAACAUACUGUGCAAUGCACAGAACCCCUGCAGAUAACGGUAUCGUGAUUAGGACUUCUUCAGAGGUGUUUUGCGCAAAAGGAUUACUCGUAAACCAGAAUCAAAAACAGAGUUUUAGGGGUUCAAGACUCGUGCAAUGCACAGGUUUGGCUUCAUCAACAGUCGAGAAUGAUGAGUUUGAGCCACAGUCAGCUGCCAGGUGUCGCAUUUUUAGAAGAAAAACUUCAAAGAAUGACGUGAAAGAAGCAUUAUUCCACCGACUAAUGGGCCCGACCCAGCAUUCGGUAGACGAUAUAGAUUGUUUAACCUCUCACAAUGAAAUCCAGGAUCUGAAUACUUGUUCUACCUUCAAGGAACGACUUAAUGCUCUACAGAGGAUGGAAAAACGUCGGAUUUGUUUCGGUAAAUCUGGUAUACAUGGAUGGGGCCUCUUUGCUCGCCGGAAGAUUCUAGAAGGAGAAAUGGUUCUUGAAUACCGCGGUGAGCAGGUUAGACGUAGCAUUGCAGAUUUGAGGGAGGUACAAUAUAGGUCACAAGGGAAAGAUUGUUAUCUCUUUAAAAUUAGUGAGGAUAUUGUAAUCGAUGCUACGGAUAAGGGUAAUAUGGCUCGUUUAAUCAAUCAUUCGUGCAUGCCCAAUUGCUAUGCUAGGAUUUUGAGUAUGGGCGAAAAUGAGAGUCGGAUUGUUCUUAUAGCUAAAACCAACGUUGCAGCUGGCGACGAAUUGACGUAUGAUUACAAAUUUGAUCAAGAUGAGCCGGAUGAAGUUAAAGUCCCCUGUUUAUGUAGAGCCGCCAAUUGUCGGAAUUUUUUGUGAAACGCAUACCAGAAUACUUGCUUUUUGUUUGUUUAUUUUUUUCAUAUCGAGUUAUAGCAUGUAAGUCUGCGGUUUUUAGGCAGAUGAAAGUCCGAGUAUUCUUUUUCACUAAAAAGGUUUAUACAAGGCUACUUUAGUUCUUUAGA